Messenger RNA from Coprinopsis cinerea okayama7#130, 1686 nucleotides. RefSeq lists its product as hypothetical. Bases 1 to 1686 code for a protein of 561 amino acids. The transcript has a single exon. The record is from RefSeq and is a predicted model, not a curated record. Lineage: Eukaryota; Fungi; Basidiomycota; Agaricomycetes; Agaricales; Psathyrellaceae.
AUGCAGCGUUCAUUCAAGUCAGUCAGCAUGACUGCGUAUCCUUCAGCGGCGUCUGCAAUCUCAGAGUCGAACGUUGUCCUCCGCCACACCGAGAACGCGCUCACCCAGAUCUUCCAGAGAACCGAGGACCCCCGGGAAAGAUUGGCUGGACUGGAUGAAGAAAUAUCCAGGGUAGAGCGAGUACUCUCUCGCCUGAGAUCCUUCCAGCCAACCCUUCGUCGCGACAUCAAUCGACUUCAUUCCCCCAUCCUCCAGAUCCUUCCAACCGAACUCGUCUCCGAGAUAUUUACCCACUGUCUUCCGAACCUGGGAGAUUUCUCUCCGCAUCUUCCCCCUUCAGACGGAUCCAUAUGCCCACUCCUCCUAGGUUCUAUUUGUUCUUCCUGGAGACAGAUAGCUUGGGCAACACCCAGCUUAUGGACAUCCCCGACCCUCUUACUAUGCAAACCAAAGUUACGCAUCCAGGCCGAGCUAUUAGAGGAAUGGAUCGGUCGGUCCGGUGACCUCACCCUCACCCUCAGACUCCUUUGCGGGAGCGACGAUGAUCGAGUCACCGACAUACCCCAAGGUCUUUUCAAGACCAUUCUACGCCAUGCGAGCAGGUGGAGAGCGAUUGAUCUCCAAAUCCCAACUGCCUACUACGAGAAUCUGUCGGCCCCGGAGGCCACGUUUUCGUCCCUCAGACGUCUCAUAGUCAAUCCCUCUGGUGGUCAAGGCGAUCGAAGCCAUAUCCUUGAAUGGUCCAAUUGCACGCCCCAGCUGAGGGAUAUCAGCUUGUUUUCCGUGUAUCUCAAUGCCGUACGCGUGCGGUGGGAUAACAUCACGCGCGUCCAUGCCAAGGCAUUUUACAUCGACGAAUGCCUCGAAUUCAUGAAGCGGACACCUCGCCUCGAAAACUGUACCUUUUACAGCGUCAUUCGGGGAGACGAUGGGCAUUCCCUUCCACGAGAUCCCAUCAGCGUACCCGACCUUCAAACCCUCACCCUCGUAACAGAACGCUCUGUCGACGGUGGGGCUAUCCUUAACAAGAUAUUUGCGCCUGGGCUCAAGAACUUGACUUAUGACGUUGCGGAGCGACCGUUCCACAUCCCCACUUUCAGAGAAUUUGUCGAGAGGUCGCAUGCGCAUCUCACGACCCUCUCUAUUCUUCGUGCGGUCGUCUCGUCCGCGGACGUCAUGGAAAUCCUCGCUCUCAUCCCGACAGUCGUUGAAUUCAAGCUCAACGUUAUCGAGGCGCAGGGCCAGUGUUUGGGCUAUGGCGUCAUGGCCAUGCUCAUCCCUGAUGAUAGGGGACACUGUGCACUGCCUAACAUGACACGCUUCGAGUAUGUUGGAGCGUUCUCAUUCUCAUGGCCGCAGAUGGUCGCGAUGUUGAUCGCAAGACGCGGCCUCAAACGUCUUCCGACCACCAACUCGUUGUCCAUGCUCGACAGAGUCGAUGUGGUACGAAACGAAACCCACCUCCUUUACCCCAAACAAAGUGUCGCGGUUCUGAAGCAUGUGGCACUCCGCCUCAAGGAAUCGCCUGACGAUAUUGAAUUGCUCGAUUUCCAUCAAUACCAAAACGUACGACAGCUCAUUGCGGACGGACUCGAGCUUACAAUUCACGCUGCCACGCUCGACUUCCUCGACCGUCUCCCAGGCUUAACAACCCGUGCCACUAAUCUACUCUCUAAUUCGCACUAA